AUGAUCCCGUUCCCACCCAGCAAAACAAAGGCACCAAGCUUGCCGUCCCAGUCUGUGGCCAGGACAAUUGCUAGUUCUAUUCUGUACAACGAUGGUAUUACCCUACCGAAUCAAAUUCAUAACUUGGCUUCGAAGGCGCCCGAAGUCAUUCGGCUCCUCGACGAUUUUCUGGGAAAGCUACCUUCGCUGGUUAAGGACUCAGUUGAAAUUGACAAGAGACAGAGGGCUCGUAAACUACGUGCUAUAUCGGACUAUAAGGAGGUAUUCGUGCGCAGAUCGAUGACUAUUGAUGAGCGCAAAAAGGAACGCAAUCUACGAAAUCAGGCUCGUGAGUUGAACGAUAAAGAGUUCAUCGACAUAUCAAGAAGUCGUAUUCGAUUGCAGCUUUCUUAG
Molecule: messenger RNA, 393 nt
Organism: Ostertagia ostertagi
Lineage: Eukaryota; Metazoa; Nematoda; Chromadorea; Rhabditida; Trichostrongylidae
Source: the annotation of a GenBank genome assembly